AUGGCCGACGUUGCAUCAGCCGAGCGAGGUCGUGGAGGUUUCGGACGAGGACGAGGCGGUGACCGUGGCGGUGAUCGCGGUGGUCGACGAGGUGAUCGAGGCCGUCGUGGAGACCGUGGCCGAGGUCGUGGACGUAAAGAUGAAGACGACAAGAAAUGGACUCCAGUCACCAAACUAGGUCGAUUGGUGGCUGAUGGUAAAAUCAAAAAGAUUGAAGAACUCUACCUCUUCUCUCUACCCAUCAAGGAAUACCAAAUUGUCGACUUCUUCUUGCCUAAACUCAAGGAAGAAGUUAUGAAGGUUAUGCCUGUACAAAAGCAAACCCGUGCUGGUCAAAGAACUCGAUUCAAGGCAUUCGUAGUCAUCGGUGACGGAGCAGGACACGUCGGUCUCGGUGUAAAAUGUUCCAAGGAAGUCGCAAAUGCCAUCCGUGGUUCAAUCAUCUUGGCCAAACUAUCCGUCAUUCCAGUCCGUCGUGGUUACUGGGGUACCAUUCUAGGUGACCCACAUACAGUCCCUGCCAAAGUUACUGGUAAAUGUGGAUCAGUCGUUACUCGAUUGGUGCCUGCUCCUCGUGGUACUGGUAUUGUCGCUGCACCUGUGCCAAAGAAGCUGUUGCAGUUGGCUGGUGUUACGGAUUGUUAUACCCAAGCUAAGGGUAAAACCAACACCUUGGGUAACUUCGUCAAGGCUACCUUCAUGGCCAUCUCCAACACGUACUCCUUCUUGACUCCAGACUUGUGGGGUGAAACCUUCUUCACCAAGAGUCCAUUCCAAGAAUAUACUGAUUUCCUCCAGAAAUCAUCAAAGAAAUAUUAA
Synchytrium microbalum is the source of this 819-nucleotide messenger RNA. RefSeq lists its product as uncharacterized. Gene Ontology annotation, molecular function: structural constituent of ribosome; RNA binding. The transcript is spliced from 5 exons. The record is from RefSeq and is a predicted model, not a curated record. Bases 1 to 819 code for a protein of 272 amino acids. Lineage: Eukaryota; Fungi; Chytridiomycota; Chytridiomycetes; Synchytriales; Synchytriaceae. Gene Ontology annotation, biological process: translation. Gene Ontology annotation, cellular component: cytosolic small ribosomal subunit; ribosome.